Molecule: messenger RNA, 3023 nt
Organism: Macrosteles quadrilineatus (aster leafhopper)
Lineage: Eukaryota; Metazoa; Arthropoda; Insecta; Hemiptera; Cicadellidae
Exons: 8
Coding region: 474-1886 (470 amino acids)
Source: RefSeq, a predicted model, not a curated record
AAGACUUUCCAAUAAGUGGUGUUGUGUGUGGAACAGUCUAUUUUAAAUGUAGAUUACAAGAGAAUUAAAUGAAGCUGAUAAGACAGUAUCAGGGUGGGUUCCUAUUUUGGUGAAAAUAAAAAAAGUUACAGACACUAUUUCACUGCUGAGGUGUAAAAAUUUGUCAAUCGUAUCCGAUCACGAAGAUGUCUUCCUCGUUUUGUAUUUUCAGUUGAAAUAGAACACUCCCAGUGAGAUUGAGUGAAGACGCACAAUUAAGACAAAUAAGUAAAUAAGGAUAAUCACUAGAAGUAAGUACAAAGCUCACACUAAAUUAGGAUCCAACGAAACGAAUUAGAGCAAUAAUGGAGAACAUUAUUUUUGGAAACCCAUACGCCAACUCAAGAUGCUAGAACAGUACAGCUACGAUAAAACUUCCAGAAUGUUCGAACUAAAAUGACACAGUUUGUAAUUGGAGAAUGAAUCUGUAAGAGAUGUACGCAGCCGCCGGAGGUGCUUCUAUAGCUUCGCGCCAAGCGCGGAGGAAGAUCCAGAAACAUCAUACGGCUCCGGAUGUGGUCCAUCAGCAGUUUCAGAAGAGGUUCAACCAGCUGCAGGCUCAGCACGCCCCUGCGUCAGCUGAUCAUUAUAAUCAACGGCAGCAGGAACAGUUGUUGGGGCGCCUUCCAGACAAUUGCCGCCACUUUGAGCUCAAAGAACCCUUCCCUCUGCACAAGGGACAUCCUGAUCAACACCUCUUGCGAACUGCUCCUGUAGGACUUCACUCUAGGCUCCCUAGCUACAUUGACCUGAACGGCCGAAUCACCGGGUUCGGUAGUAGUGAUAUUUCGGAGGGCAAAGCCGCAACAGCAUGGUCGGAGAGAGAAAGAAGAACCUCCGCGACGGAUGCUACUCAACAUCGCACGAAACAACGCGAGGCCCAUGGACGAUGGAUAAAAAGGAACCGGAGAGCAGGAUUGAGGGUGAACCCCGACAUGAGAAAAUUCAAGUUGAUCUUUCCUAAGCAGAACCAAGGAAGAUACGGGGGUAGAAAGAAAAACAGUCCGGUUUACCAUCCCGAGAAACUCAUCCACGACUCGUCGUUCGGUGGCAGCAGUUCGGAAGACGAAGACGUAGUUUACGCCCACCAGAGUGCAGCUGCCAACGCCCUUCUCUACGUAGGUCUUGGCACCGUUGCCAUCGGACUGGUUAUAGCGUUUGUCGGCACGGGAGAAAAGGGGUUCAAGACUCUAGAACUAAGGCUUAUAGGACCCACACUCAUUGGCAGCGGGGUUCUGUGCUGCCUAGUCCGUAUAUUCCUGUGUGUCUGUCCGACGCGCUGUGUCAGACGAAGGUUCCGACACAGGCAUCGGCGCAAACAUGUCACUGCCUCACCCGGCGCACAGCUCAACAAACAUAGCUUCCAGGCGGACAAGUCUACGGACUAUUACAGACACCUGCCUUACAGCCGGGCAGCGCAGGAGUUCAUGCUGGAACAGCCGAAAAAGAACAAGAAACGGGUCUCAAUUAUUCCUGCGGGACAGAACAGAAUGGAUUCGGAACUGACUCGUCCCAUUCCGCAGAUCCAGGUGCCGAGCAUCGUCAGCUCGGAGAAUCUUCUAGAAAUGAACAAGCUCAGCCAUGCCAAUACUCCAGAAGAUACCAACAGCCUCAGCAGCGAAGACUCGUUCAACGAACAACUACUCUUGGCUGAGAACGGUUCCGUAGAGCGACUCAACAGACUCAAGUCUACAUUGACCUUUGAUGACGGAGAGAUUAACAGAGCUGUGACGAGAAUAGAAGAAGAAGAUUCGGAGGCGCUGGAAGAUUCUGCGCCAACCUCACCGAUGUUGAGUACGGACAAACGCGAACUGGUUCUGAGUCCAGCGAAACUGCAAGGCGACUGAGACUGAACUGUUCUUUGGAAUCUGUAAAUAUUUUCAGAAUGCUGUUUUGAAGCAAAUUUUUUUUUUUAAUAUUGAAUAAUUCUUUUAAAUGUAUGUAUAACCAUUGAUUUGUUGAUACUGAAGUAGAUAUCAACCAGCUGAAGCCGAUUUAUUGAAAAAGAACCUAUUCGAAUGAGCCACUGAGUGUGUUAGAGUGUUAUUUUUCCCAUAGUUUUUGUUACCGUACUCUAAUAGUUUAUGAGACAGAAAAAAUGUUAGCUUAAAAAUAAAUUAUUUUUUCAGUUUUUUUUAUUGAUAGGCUAAGUUAACAUAUUUUAGAAAAAUCAGUUAUUUUGCAUCUGUCGGUGGUUCAAUUCGACUACGUCCAUUUUUUUGUAAAACUGGCUACGUCUCUAAUAUUAUAUUGGAAUGUCUACUUCAAUCCAAAGUUAAAGAUAUAACAUUCAUUUAUUUUAGUUGCUGUUUCAUAAAUUACUGUACUUUAACAGGCAACCAUAGCCUUUAUGAUAAUUAAAAUAAUUAGAAGAUCCAUUGCUAAAAUUUGAAAGAAAAACUGAAAUAUGAACAAAGAACCAACAAAAUGUCCUCCUACAUCUUAUAAUCUAUUAGAGAACAAUAUGUAGCUUAUAAAUACUUUAUCUACAGAAGCGAAAAACAGCAAUCUGAAAUCCAAGCACAAUUUUGUAAAUGGAGAUUUAUAGAUUCCAAAACAUAAUAUUCACAGAAACAAUUCAAUGGGUAGAAAGAUUCUGAGCUUUUAGGGUAGGGAUUUUUUUACAUGUUAGAUCUCAUACAUGCUUCCAAUUUUGUUUUGUCUUUGUUCUCUCUAUUUAUUUACAUCCAAACCCUGUUUUUCUCAAGUUCAGGGAUUAUUUCAAAUACAGUAUACAUUUUGCAACUAAAUACACACACUAUGAAUAAAAUAUGAUUAACAGUGUGAGUUAUACAUUUAAUACUAUUCUUUUAAAUUCUGAUCACGCAAAAAUUGUCAUUGUAGUUAUAUUUCCCUUAUUUAAAAAAGUUUUGACCAAACAAUUCAUAGUGUUCAAAAAUCCAUAUUUUUGUUGAUGUAUAUGGUUUUACUAUGGCCGUUUCCCAUUUGUAAAAAUAAUUGUUGUAGAUGUGUCUAUUUUUAUU